AAACGGUUUGGGUCUGCGUGGUAUCUUCAACAGCACAUCGCCGCUAUGCAUUCUGACAGUCUCGAUUACCCCUGCGAUAUUUGCAAACAGAGAUUUAAAACGCGGAAGCGCAUGCGCAUCCACGUGCGACAGAAACACGAGGGCUACGUUCUCCCGAAGAACAAAGUGUGCGAGAUCUGCGCCAAGGCUUUCACCAGCAAGAAAAUGCUAGAAGAGCACAUGAAUUCUCACACCGGCGCCAGGCCGUACGUGUGUACCACAUGCGGGGCCACGUUCGGAUACGCGAGUGCAUUAUACACGCACAACAGACUCAGGCAUAAAGUCGGGAAAAUUAGAGAUAGAGAACAAAAUGUACAAAAUUAAAUAAUUUAAAAAAAAGACUA
Messenger RNA from Hyposmocoma kahamanoa, 383 nucleotides. Its product is annotated as zinc finger protein 320-like. Gene Ontology annotation, biological process: regulation of transcription by RNA polymerase II. The transcript has 3 exons. Gene Ontology annotation, cellular component: nucleus. NCBI's taxonomy places the organism in Eukaryota, Metazoa, Arthropoda, Insecta, Lepidoptera, Cosmopterigidae. The record is from RefSeq and is a predicted model, not a curated record. The coding region runs from base 46 to 363 and encodes 105 amino acids. Gene Ontology annotation, molecular function: RNA polymerase II transcription regulatory region sequence-specific DNA binding; DNA-binding transcription factor activity, RNA polymerase II-specific.